Molecule: messenger RNA, 1565 nt
Organism: Dimorphilus gyrociliatus
Lineage: Eukaryota; Metazoa; Annelida; Polychaeta; Dinophilidae
Source: the annotation of a GenBank genome assembly
ACGUGACAGCUGUGUGUUAGAUUGCUGCUAGGUAAAAUUGAAUUAUCAGACACGAGAUAGUAUUAAAGGCUAAAUAUCAACUUUAAGAAAGAAAGGAAAUAUCAUCAAUCGUAAAUUUAAUAUUGAAAUACUAUCCUCGAAAUUAUUUAACCGUGAUGGCUGAAUCUGCUAUUUCUCAAAACUGUAGUUUUUGUCAGCUACUUUUGCAAGAAUAUAACACUGUACAAUCUUUUAGCACGUGUUCUCAUGUAUUUUGCUCGGAUUGUGUGCUACAAAUAAUGGCUUCUCCUAAAGAAAACAUUACAUGCCCCAUUUGCCUUUCCGAAAGCCAUCUAAAUCAAACACAUGAAAAUGAAUCAGCAAAGAAACAUUUACGUGAAGCAGUGAAAGAUUGUCCAAAGGCCCAAAGAAUUCAAAAUGCAAUUAAAGUAUUAACUGAUUGUAAAAUGACAACAGUUAAAAACGUCGAAAGUCAUUUUGAAAAGUUAACCCUCCGUUUACAAGAGGAAAAGCAGACUAUUUUAGAUUCAUUGGAGAAUACUCAGUCUAAUUAUUCAAAUUAUUUGAUUCAACUCUCUCAAACCAAAGGACAAAAUAGUGUAGAUUUAUCAAAAGAACUAAGAAGAAUACUGAACAAGGAGACGCUGAAUAGCAUGUUCUAUUACAGAGAAGGUUGUGUUGAAGAUAUUUCAAAUGCAAAAAUUAUCGGUGAAGUAUCAGUACCUGAUGAAUUAUUUGAAAAAUCUCCACCUGCCCUAAACGAUAUUUCAUCUUUCAUUGUUAAAAACACAACCACAAUACCAGAGUGUACUUGGUUCUUCGUUAAUGAAGACGGAAUUUACACAGUAGAAACAAUAAAAAAUUUAUUCUCCAGUAAAACCUAUAAGGUAAAUUAUCUGAGUUUUAAAACGUCAAAAACUGAAACACUCUAUCAAACAAAGAACGAACUUGGGAUAUUGUUUGCAAUAAAUGGGGAAGUAUUCGUUCAUAACGUAAAAAAUAGUUGCAUACAUUUAGGUUUAAAUUCGGGAGACGUUAUUGAGCAAAAGAUUAGUACAUUUUCGGCGAGAAUGAGUUCUACUAAAGCUAUAUUAAUAACCUGUUUGUCACUUGAUAAACAAACUGUUUGGCUAUACAAAGGAAAAAAGUUGCUGGAUAUAUUUCAUCUAAAGGAACGAAUAGAAAGUGUUUUCCCCACGUCGAAAGGAGAUAUUCUUAUUGUUAAGCAAAGAAGAAAAACUGUCUUCUGGUUGUUUAAAACGACUGAAUCAGUAAUAGCUAUUAUUAAUAGGUCAACGAAGGAGAUAACAAAUGAAUUUACUACAGUUCAGCAGAAAUUAUUUAUUCAGCCAACGAUAGAUGGAGGCGUCCUAGUACUGGGUAUUAAUGAAUUGAAAGUUUAUUCUCUUGAUUCGAAGUUAAGGGUUAUGUCAACGUUUUUGUUAAGUUCUGAGCCCUCGUUUUUAUGUGUUCCAACGCACAGUCAACUAAAAGAACUUUAUAUUGGUAAAAUCUCUAGAGGUGGGGGAAUGGUUCAAAAGUAUUCUCCCCUCUCAUUAAGUUAA